AUGAAAGUGGACUUCACCCUCAAGCGCUUUCCUAUUAACGGUUCUUUGAAGGAGCAGAGCGGGCUGCCCUUCAGCUGUGUGCUGCAGCCCUACCACCGGCUCGGCGAGAAGGACGCGGCGGCGGGGGACGCGACAGCCGUACGCAGCGGCGCUAUUGCCAGAUGCGCACAAUGCUACUCGUACAUCAACUGCUACUGCGUGUUCGACACGGCGGGCUGGGUGUGUUCGUUGUGCAACCGCCAUAAUGCCCUCAAGCCUCAACAACAGAAACGGUACCGGCUGGACCCCUCCAUCCUCCAGGUCCUUCCUGAGGUCCGUUCCGAGGUGUUUGAGACGCUGGCGGAGGAGCCCAUCCCCGUAGCCAUGCCCCCACUGGAGGGCUCUCAGGCGGCCCUACACGACCCGGGCUCCGUGUCCGGUCCCGCCCCGGUCGUGGUGGCGCUGGUGGACACUGCCGCCGGGGAGGAGUUCCUGGAGCUGGUCCGCAGCAGCCUGGAGGCGGCCCUGGAGGCGCUGCCGCCCGUCACAAGGUUUGCACUCAUCACCAUGUCCAACAGGCUGGGUCUCCACGACGUCCGCUCCUCCGAGCCCAGUGUGCGCUACGUGCCCCUCCUGGAGCCGCAGCUCCGCCCCGGGACCUCCGCAGCCGCCGCAGCCGCCUCCAGCCCCGCAGUGGCGGUGCCCCUGGAGGACGUGAUGCCGCUGUCGUGUCUGCUGGCCCCCGUAGGGGGGUUCAAGGGGGCAAUUACCCGGGCGCUGGAGGAAAACGUGGUUCCGGAGCAGACCCAACUUCAUCUCACUCUUCCCGCCCUCCUCUCCCCCUCACCGUUCCGGUUCGCCACUACUGCUGCUACGGCUACGGCUACCGCAAUUGAAAUACGGAAGGGCUACGGGGACAGCUACAGCGGCAGGGCCGACGGUGGCGCCGCCGCCGCCGCCGCCGCCACCGCCCUGGGGCCCUCGGGCGAGGCCCCUGGACAGGAGGCCGGCAUGAGUCGCAGUGCUGCAGUUCCGCCGGCUGGGCUGGCGGCGGCGGCGGCUGCGGCUGCGUCCGGAGGAGGAGGAGGAGGUGGUGGAGGUCGAGGUGGCGUGUCUACGGGUCCCCCUCCUCCUGCUAGGGGUCUGGGUCCGGCGCUGGUGGCGGUGCUGGACUACCUUAAGGUUCUCCAGUCCCCUCCCCUGGCCCCCGUUCACGGCGCUGACGGCGGUGGGGGUGGGGGUGGGGGCGGCAGUGGGGGCCUGGUGGGGGCCCAUGGCGCCGGUGCCACCGCCGCUGCGGUGCGUCGCAUCUCCUUCUUUUCGCAUCUUGCAUUGGACUUCGAGUUCGCCACGCUCGGAGGAUUCGCUGGCGCCGCCACCAGCCUGCCGCCCACUAUCCAGCAGCAGCAGCAGCAGCAGGGGCAGGGGCAAGGGCCUGUGGCAACGGCAGCCAACAGCGCCGCAGAUGGCGCCUCCAGCGCCGGCGCGGCAGUAGCCGGCACCACCACCACCACCGCCUCUGCAGCCGGCGGCGAUGGCCGGCGGUACUGGCUGCAGCGGCGGCUGCGUGUUGCCACAUACCGGGUCAACGUGGCGGCCACAGUCGCUGACGUGUACGCUCACGCCAAUCCGGACGCGGUGGUGACGCUGCUGAUGCACAAGGUCCUGCGCGUGGCGGAGGCGCAGGGCUUUCAGGAGGCGCGGCUGCUGCUCCGGGACUGGCUGGUGGUGCUGGCGCUGUGCUACCACAGGAACGUGCACUCGAGUCUGACUCUGCAGCAGCUGGCGACUGUCCCGGUGGACCUGCACUUCAGCCAGGCGCCCCACCUGGCCCCCCUGCCCCGCCUGGUGUACGCCCUGCUCCGCUCCCCCCUGCUGGCGCCCUUCGCGGACGGCCAGCACCCCGACCUCACCGCCUUCCUGCGCCACCUCUGGAGCGGACUGCCGCCAGCGGAGCUGGUGAGGGCGGUGUACCCCGUCAUGCAGUCGUACACCACGCCGGACCAGCUGGCUUACCCUCGCCACUCUCUGAGCCGGGCUGCUCUGGCGGGUCCGGAUGCGCCUCCAAUCUUCCUGCUGGACGCCUACAUACUCAUCAUGGUGUACUACACCUCCCGCUGCCCCCCCGAGGUGCCCUUCCCGCCGCCGCAACAGUCUGCACUGAGAAAGGCGGUGGCGGCCAUUCGCAGCGAGAGACGAAUCACACCCCAGGUCAAGAUACUGCGCGAGGGCGGUGAGGAUUCGGAGCUGUUUGAUCAGCUCCUCCUGGAUGAGCCAGACGGCCACGACGCCAACACCUCCAACACUACCGCUGCUGGAGGCGAAAGCGGUACGGCGGCCAACGGUGGUGGUGGUGGUGGUGGCGGUUUUGGUUUGGUCCAAUUCCUGGAGCACGUGUCCGCGGAGUCUGCACUGCAGCUGCAACACGAGACGCAGCAGCAGGGGGGGGGGCCUGGGCAGCCGCGUUAA
This is a messenger RNA of Volvox carteri f. nagariensis, 2448 nucleotides long. RefSeq lists its product as uncharacterized. The record is from RefSeq and is a predicted model, not a curated record. Gene Ontology annotation, molecular function: SNARE binding; zinc ion binding. Lineage: Eukaryota; Viridiplantae; Chlorophyta; Chlorophyceae; Chlamydomonadales; Volvocaceae. Gene Ontology annotation, biological process: COPII-coated vesicle cargo loading; endoplasmic reticulum to Golgi vesicle-mediated transport; intracellular protein transport. Gene Ontology annotation, cellular component: endoplasmic reticulum exit site; COPII vesicle coat. The transcript is spliced from 17 exons. The coding region runs from base 1 to 2448 and encodes 815 amino acids.